Messenger RNA from Helianthus annuus (common sunflower), 1044 nucleotides. RefSeq lists its product as uncharacterized. Lineage: Eukaryota; Viridiplantae; Streptophyta; Magnoliopsida; Asterales; Asteraceae. Bases 1 to 1044 code for a protein of 347 amino acids. The record is from RefSeq and is a predicted model, not a curated record. The transcript has a single exon.
AUGAAUCGACGAAAAGGAAGUCAGAAUCCUCAUACAAACCGGUCCAAGCCAUAUGCUAAGAAUGACAACAAAAGAGUGAAUGCUGUUAAGGAUGAGGAUGAAGAAGAAUAUCCUGAACUUUCAGAAUAUUGUUUUUCAGUAAAUAUUCCUGAACUAAUGUAUGCCAUGCAGGGAUUGGGGGAUAAAGCAAGAUGGCCUAGAAAGAAUCCUAAAAAUGUUGAUUGGAAGGACAAAUCAAAGUGGUGUGCCUUUCAUGAAGAUUUUGGGCACAUGACGGAGGAUUGUAUAGCCUUGAGAAAAAAGAUAAGUUACUUGCUAAGCAAAGGUUACCUGAAAGAACUUCUUGGCAGGAAGAAGAACAAGACUCAGGAUACUGACAAGAAUCCUGAAAGAGCAGCAUCUCCACCACCCGAUGCAAAGAUAAUUAACUUCAUCUCUGGAGGAUCCGACAUAUGUGGGACUUCUUACUCUACAGCCAAAAGGCAUGCUAAAGAAGCCAAAGCGGAAAGGGGAGAUAAGCCAACAGGAAUGACGAUGCUGACGAAUGAUAAAGUGAUAACGUUUGAUAGUGAUGAUCGGGAUAACAUCCAGGAUCCCCAUCAUGACAGGUUGGUAAUUACUUUGUAUGUUGCUAACCAUUUUGUCCUCAGGAUACUGGUAGAUAAUGGGAGCUCAGUCAAUAUCAUCCAGUUGGAGACUUUUAAGAAGAUGGAUAUCCCGCAGACUGAGAUUACUUCAAAAUCCACUGUACUUGUAGGAUUCAGUGGGGAAGCAAAGAACACUACCGGGGAAAUCAAGCUACCUGUCUAUGUUGAAGGGGUAAACUCGUUACAACGCUUCUGUGUUAUGGAUUUAUUAUCCUGCUAUAACAUAAUAUUAGGCAGGCCUUGGAUUCAUGACAUGAAAGCCGUACCCUCCACUUAUCACCAAUGUGUGAAGAUUCCUACUCCUUGGGGAGUGGUGAAAGUUGAAAGUGACCAGCAGGAAGCAAAAGAGUGUUAUUCUUCCUCGAUGAAGGCAUCAGCAAAAUCCCAGGAAGGAUAG